AAUUCAGAAGACAUCCAAGCUGGUUGAGUUUCUUGGCCAAUUUUGUUCAACCGUCGAGAGCCGGAUUCAUUCACACCGUGCAUUUGACAGCAGUAGGCAGGUAAAAUCAUAACAAAACUCCUAACCUCACUCUUCUUGUUGAUUUUCGGCUCAGUCGAAAACAUGUGCCAACGUGAGUAGUGCCGGAAUUUUCCACAUCAUCCCUGGAAAAGCGUACAUUUCCCAGUGAAAAUAUUCGAAAACGAUGGCGAUUGAAACGAUUCAUCGUCCCGGUGCAUUAAAGCAGACCAACAAAUCACACAAACAUGGAAAACAUACUUCUAAGCGCGAGUUGGAACGCCUAACGAAAGGCAAAGUGAACCUUAAAACAAUCACCCGUCGGCCAAACCGUCAGCAAUCUCGCGAUGAACGUCGUCAGCAGGCUGUUCAACUUCGCAAAAACAAGCGCCAGGAAGCGAUUGCACUGAAACGAGCAAUUGGCGGUGCCCUGACGGCUCCUUUCCUGACCUGCGUGUUGCCCCUGAACGAAAUGAUCGAUCCUAACUCGGCUCUGGCUUUUAUCCAGGGCUGUGAUCCGGAGGCUACCGUCACGAAGGUGUCCGAACGCAUCCGUUACAUGAAUGUGCCGCGCUUUCGUCAACGGUUUUCGUUCGUUGUGCCCGAGAUUGGGCAUGGGCGUGAGUUGAAUGUGCUGGAUACACUGAAAGUGUGCGAUUCGGUCGUACUGCUGCUCACAGCCGUAGCAGGUGAUGCGGAUGAGAUGAUCGAUAAAUUUGGUGCGAAAGUGCUUAACAUGGCGCUAACGCAAGGUCUCCCAACACCGAUGGUGUGUUUGAUGGAUAUGCAAUCGAUAAACCCGAAAAAGCGCACACAGACGAAGGCAAGCAUACAGAAAGUGGUUUCUGGCGUUCUUCCGGACGAAAAGCUGAUGGAGCUCGAAAAGCUAACCGAUGGGUUAAAUCUGCUGCGUCGUAUCGGUGGCCAGAAGCGUAGAGUGAUGCAUAAUCGUUCCAAUCGACCGCAUAUGCUGGGUGAGAAGGUUGAAUAUGUGGCGAAUCCGCCCGAUGCUGGACAAAAUCAACCUAUGGGAACGUUGAAAGUGACUGGAUUUAUACGAGGCGUUCCUCUCUCUGUGAACCAGCUGGUACACAUACCCGGGCUGGGUGAUUUUCAAUUGCAACAAAUAACGUCACCGACCGAUCCGUACAAGAUGCGCAGGCUGGACGAUGGGGAAAUGUCUUGUGCGGAGGAAAGAGCGCCAAUAGUGGCCGAUCCGGAACUGCAGACUACUUUGCAGCGUGAAAACAUACCAGAUGAGAUGGACGCCGAACAAACGUGGCCGACGGAGGAUGAAAUAGCGGCAUCGCGUGAUGAAAAUAAAAAGAAGAUCAUAAAACGUGUCCCGAAAGGUAUGAGCGACUAUCAAGCAUCAUGGAUUCCGGACAUUGUCGAAGAGGAUGAAGAUGAGGACGAUGAUGAUGAUGAUGAUGAUGGACAGUACAUGUCCUGUGAAUCGGACAACGAAAGCAAGGUAGCCGAUGGUGGUGAAAGCGAUGAUGAAAGCAUUCAGUUCGAUCAGAUAAGCGUUUCGGACGAAGGUCCGGUCAGUGCAGACCGGUACGAUAAGGAAAUAGACAUGGAGGAAGAACGUAUCACACUGGCUAAGAUUCAAGCGGCAAAAGUAGAUGAAAUAUUCCCGGAUGAAAUAGACACACCAGCCGAUAAACCAGCACGGGAACGUUUCGUAAAAUACCGUGGCCUCGAAUCGUUCCGUUCGUCACCGUGGGAUGUAAAGGAAAAUCUUCCAUUCGAAUAUGCGCGCGUGUACCAAUUUAAGAACUUUGAUCACACGAAACGACGCAUUGUGCGGGAAGCGCAGCAAAAGGAGGGCGACGAUGUGGCCAUGCCCGGUUGGUACGUUCAGUUGCACGUGAAGAAUGUGCCGCAGAAUGUAUGGAGCGCGUUUCUGUCCACCGGCAACGGUGAACGUUUGAUCGUUUACGGUAUACUGUCCUACGAGCACCAGAUGUCGGUCAUGAACGUGUGCCUGAAGCGAACGCAAAACUCCACGAUUCCGAUCAAAUCGAAAGAGCGCUUGAUAGUGCAGUGCGGCUACAGACGGUUCAUUGUAAAUCCCAUCUACAGCCAGCAUACGAACGGCGAUAAGCACAAGUACGAGCGAUACUUCCGUCCCGGCAUGACGGUCGUUGCGACAUUCUUCGCCCCGAUCCAGUUCCCUCCUUCACCGAUCGUUUGCUUCCGGGAAAAUCCCGACACAUCACUGUCGAUGGUCGCGUCUGGCAGUCUGCUGUCGUGCAAUCCGGACCGCGUCGUACUGAAGCGGGCGGUGCUUAGCGGUCAUCCGUUCAAGAUUAAUCGCGAAUCGGCAAUCAUCCGGUUCAUGUUCUUCAAUCCCGAGGAUAUUGCGUACUUUAAGCCGUGCAAGUUGCGCACCAAGCUUGGACGUGUCGGACACAUCAAGGAAUCGCUGGGUACGCACGGUCACAUGAAGUGUGUGUUCGAUAGUCAGCUUAAAUCACACGACACGGUACUGCUGUACCUGUACAAGCGUGUGUUCCCGAAGUGGACGUACGAGGACUGCAUCGUAUCCUGCCAACCGGAUCGAGAGCCGUCAUGCAGCACGUCGAAAGGCGAACGUUCGGUAACGUUCAAGGCAAAGGUGGAAAUGAUGCAGGAAUGAUGAGCUGCUGCCGUGUUGGCACUUCUAUAAUCUAUUUGUGGCUUCUAAGAAUAUAUAGCAGAUGAUCUUAUAGAA
Molecule: messenger RNA, 2776 nt
Organism: Anopheles funestus (African malaria mosquito)
Lineage: Eukaryota; Metazoa; Arthropoda; Insecta; Diptera; Culicidae
Gene: Tsr1
Product: pre-rRNA-processing protein TSR1 homolog
Exons: 4
Coding region: 245-2701 (818 amino acids)
Biological process (GO): ribosome biogenesis; maturation of SSU-rRNA from tricistronic rRNA transcript (SSU-rRNA, 5.8S rRNA, LSU-rRNA); endonucleolytic cleavage of tricistronic rRNA transcript (SSU-rRNA, 5.8S rRNA, LSU-rRNA)
Cellular component (GO): nucleus; preribosome, small subunit precursor
Molecular function (GO): GTP binding; GTPase activity; U3 snoRNA binding
Source: RefSeq, a predicted model, not a curated record